Molecule: messenger RNA, 678 nt
Organism: Vicia villosa (hairy vetch)
Lineage: Eukaryota; Viridiplantae; Streptophyta; Magnoliopsida; Fabales; Fabaceae
Exons: 1
Coding region: 1-678 (225 amino acids)
Source: RefSeq, a predicted model, not a curated record
AUGGCCCAUAGUUUUUGGACUUGUUCGGAGCUGGGUUUUUCGUUUUCUAAUUCUUUGGGAAGAUCGGGGGGAUUGCUUACAUUAUGGAAUAAGGAUAACAUUGAAGUAUUCAGUAGUUUUAAAGGGGAUAGGUAUUUAGGAAUUAAAGUGUGGUGGAAGAAUAACUUAUACUAUGUGGUGAAUAUCUACUCUUCAUGCGAUUUGAGAAAAAAGAAAACCUUAUGGAAUGACUUUCUAAUUUUAAUGGAGAAAUACAAAGAUGGUGAAUGGAUUUUGGGUGGCAACUUCAAUGCCAUAAAAAAUGAUAGAGAAAGAAGAGGAAGGGCGGUCUCAAAUAAUCCUAGGGAGGUGGAGUUAUUUGCGGAGUUCAUUAAUAAAAGUUCUUUGGUGGAUAUUCCUUGUAAAGGGAAGAAAUUUUCUUGGUAUGGAGGAGAUGGUAAGUCGAAGAGUAGAAUUGAUCGUUUUCUCUUAUCUAAUAUUGUUGUUAAUAGGUGGGAGGUUAUUGGCCAAUUCAUUGGAGAUCGGGAUGUAUCGGAUCAUUAUCCGAUUUGGUUGAAGUCGGAUAAAUAUAAUUGGGGUCCUAAACCUUUUAGAUUCAAUAAUGAGUGGUUUUCUUAUGAUUCUUUUGUUCCGUUUGUAGAGAAGGAAUGGAAAAAUUUGAAGAUUGAAGGUAGAUGA